Molecule: messenger RNA, 3171 nt
Organism: Pocillopora verrucosa
Lineage: Eukaryota; Metazoa; Cnidaria; Anthozoa; Scleractinia; Pocilloporidae
Product: transient receptor potential cation channel subfamily A member 1
Biological process (GO): transmembrane transport; monoatomic ion transport
Cellular component (GO): membrane
Molecular function (GO): monoatomic ion channel activity; protein binding
Source: RefSeq, a predicted model, not a curated record
AUGCCACAAAAAAAGAGGAAAAGAAGUGCAUCAAAAGGAAAUGCAAUGGAGAUGAAAAAGAAUCGUUUGUCAAGAGACAGACAUUAUACACUCAGUAUUAACUCACUCGAGAAAGUGGAGGAAGAAGAAGUUGAUAAAGACGUCCCCAAAGAUAGAGAUUCAAGGGAAACACAGCUUCAAGAAGCUGCCAUAUCGGGAGACGUUGAAGUCGUAGAAGAGUUGAUUUCAAAAGGAAUAGCACCGUCUAUAACUGAUGGGUUUGGCCGCACUCCACUGCAUAACGCCAUACUAGGCAAUCAGCUACGUAUCGUAGAGAUUUUACUCGGCAAGGGUGCAAAUGUCCGAGUCCAGGAUGAAAGAGGUGACACGCCUAUUCACACAGCUGUAAGAGCUGGUAACGAGAAAAUAUUGAAGAGAUUGUUGCAAGAACCUGAAUGUGACGUCAACGCAACUGGUCGCAGCAAUGUCACGCCGCUUCAUCUGGCGGCUGGAAUGGAUCGUGUCCAAGUCUGCAAACUGCUGAUUGAACAUCAAGCUAAGAUAAACAAUAGAGAUGACGAUCAAAUGACACCUCUGGGUCAUGGUGUGGAGAGAGGAGCCAAAGACGCCGUCAGCUAUUUGUUUUAUUAUGCCCGCUCCCAAAAGUUCGAUUUGGAUUCAUUUCUUUACAAGGCUGAUUUGGAUGGCUCUUCCCUUCUACAUAUGGCAGUUGAUGGUGGAAAUAUUAAGAUUGUAGAGCUGUGUCUACUAAAUGGGUCCAGAGUGCGAUGUCCAAAGACCUCUGAUAAGAGCACAGCCUUUCAUUUGGCGUGUGCACAAGGCUCCAUGGAAAUUGUCAAACUUUUGGCCAGUUAUGACCUUUCAAUUUGUCGAAUAACGCUGCUCGACGCCGAGGGACAGACACCUCUCCAUAGAGCUGCCACUAACAAUCACGUGUCUGUGGUUGAAUAUCUUCUGGAUCAGGGCGCCGCAAUAGACCCCCCUGACAAGUCACGACGCACUCCCCUAUACCAAGCAACUUCCAAGGGUGCAGUAGACACAGUGGGUUUCCUACUUAAGCGAGGUGCUGACGUCACUGUGAAGACUAUACAACUGAGAUCAGUGAUCCAUGCCGCUGUUCCUUUCCCCAAUGUCAUGGAGUUGCUGUUGAGGGUGCCUUCCUCUGCGUAUCUUAUCACAGAUAAGGAUUACAAAAGCCUGACACCAGCUGACUACGCGGCAGCAAAGGGACAAUCCAAGACCAUCUCACUUCUGAUGGAAACCAACAAAGCUGCCGCUAGUUCGACGUCAAACGAAUUGGACACACCUCUGCAUAUCGCAGCAAAAUUCGGGUGGUUGCCAAUAGUGGAGAGUCUCUUGGUUGGACGAAAUGUUCGUAUGAUAAAUUUACAGAACAACAAAGGCAUGACUCCUCUUCAUCUUGCUUGUUCCGAAGGAAAUGACCUGGUGGUCGAGUACCUCAUGACUAAAGCAGCAACCAUAGAGAAGGACCAAAAUCAAAAGACAGCCUUGCAUCUAGCAGCCUCCCGGGGUUCAAAGAGGUGCAUUGUGUCCAUCUUGGAAACACAUCCGGAGUGCCUGAACAAUGUGGACGAAAAUAAGAAUACAGCUUUAAACCUGGCCUCAUUUGAAGGUCACGCUGAGAUUGUUGUGUAUUUAUUGUCACUUAAAGAUCAAGAAAUUCUGAUGAACGCCUAUAAUCAGAAUGUACUGGACAUAGCGCUUAAGGAGGAUAAAAAGAACGUUGCCAUUGCGAUUGCAGAGCAUGAUCGAUGGAGGGAGAUUCUGAAUUCAUCAGCGCCAGGCUCCUUGCUCAUGAUGCAAGAUCUGGUUAUCAAGAUGCCAGAAGUUGCGGAGGCUAUUUUGGAUCAGUGCGUAACGGAGGAAGGUGACCAAUUGAAACCUCAUUUUAGAAUCAGGAGAGAUUUAACAAUAAUUCAACCAAAGUACGUCCCAAAUCCUGAGAAGGACCAGCUGACUGUGCUGAAGACUAUGGUAAAAUAUCGCCGUGAUAAGUGCCUUACUCACAAAGUCGUCUUCAAUCUCGUGCAUUUAAAGUGGAAGAAGUUCGGUUUCACAUCCCUCAUUUUCAGCCUAUUUCUCUAUCUCACGUACCUACUAUCGCUGACUGCCUUGGCUAUGUACUCUCGAGACAACGAAAAGAAGAUCUGUGCGCCAAACGACACAGACAUGAGAAGGGAUUAUCUUGAGGACAUGCCCACCACUCGCUCCGAUAUGUUCAUUCAAGUGCUUACUUACGUCGUUCUUGUACUCACGCUUGUCCAUUUAGCGAGUGAAGUUUUUCAAUUACUCAAAAAGCGUGCAAACUACUUGGUAUCCGGCUCAAACUAUAUUGUGCUUACUGGAUACAUCAUUACAAUGUUGUACAUUUUCCCCCCCAACGACUGCAAGUCUGGCUUCCAAAUCCAAAUUGGAGCCCUUUCUUUGUUCUUCGGUUGGAUGAAUCUGAUCCUCUAUUUACGAAAACUUUCCUUUUUGGGAUCAUACGUCAUCAUGUUGGCCACGAUGUUUAUCACGUUGUUUAAGGUGUUAGUGCUGUUUCUUUUGUUCAUCUUGGCAUUCGGUACAACUUUCUACAUGCUGACUGACGAAAACGAAUCAGCAACUUCACUGCCGAAGUGGAUUCUGACUAUUUUUGUGAUGACUCUGGGAGAGUUGAAUUACGCUGAUAACUUCAUGCCCUGGGAGUACCCUUUCGCCACCCUGAUCAAUACCCUCUUUGUCCUUUUCGUCCUUGCAAUGCCUAUCAUUCUCAUGAAUAUGCUGGUAGGUCUUGCUGUUGGGGACAUUGACAACAUCCAGAAAAAUGCCACAAUGGACAGAUACGUUAUGCAGAUAAAGAUGUUACUGGAAACCGAGGAACAACUUCCACGCUGUCUACGCAAAUAUGUUCAAUUCGAAAAAUUUGUCGAAUAUCCCAACAAAAAACUUCCGUUGAAAACAAGGUUAUACGAUGCCAUAUGUGGUUUUGGUCAUCCGGGAGGUGAUGAGAACGAAAAAGACGAACAUGAUGUCCCUCGUGAAAUAAUUGACAUAAAAACAAAAGUAGAGGAACAGGAAACAAAAAUUAAUGAGAUCAGCAACAUGUUAAGGAAACAAUCAGAGAUGUUGGAAGUCCUUGCUCAGAAAUCGAAACUGAAGGAAGGAUAG